UAACUCUCCCGUGCAUCGAAUUUGGGAAGAAAGUGGCAUCGAAUUUGGAAUCCCAACUCCCAAAACAUCCUUAACUCAACUGUCUUAUUUCUCUUGCUCUCUGCGCUGCCGAAACAGAUUCGCUUCCACCAAGGAAUCGCUGUCGUAGGGUUUUGUGGAAAUUGUGGGAGUUGGUCGCUCUUUAAACUUCGAAGGUAAAGCUUCGACCAUAUGGCAAGAAUCAAACCUCAAGCUCUGCUACAACAAAGCAAAAAGAAGAAGGGGCCGGCUCGAAUGAGUCUCACUACUAUCAUUCUAUUCAGUUUGAUUGUUGUGUUGAUUGUGUUUUUUCUGUUUUCUACAUACAGACAUUGGACUCACAGGUCAAGAUUACAAUCAGGCAAUGGCUUAUUCAUUUCUGAGGGUGAGAAUGAAUUUGGGGAUCCAAAGAAAUCUGAUGUCCCUGGAUAUGCUGUUUUGAAUACCUCAAAAGGCCAUAUAGCAGUGGAACUUUACAAGGAAAGUUCUCCUGAAGUUGUUGAUGAAUUCAUUGACUUAUGUCAAAAGGGGCACUUCAACGGGAUGCCUUUUAACCAUGUUAUAAAACACACUCUGAUUCAGGCAGGAAAAAACCAAGAGUUUGGAGCAUCAGAAGAUUGGACUUCGAGAGGAAAGCAUUACAGUCAACUUGACUCAAGCAGUCUGAAACACGAAGCUUUCAUGCUUGGAACUUCUAAGGGUAAACGUGAUAACAAAGGAUUUGAGCUGUUCAUUACAACUGCACCAAUCCCUAAUUUAAAUGAGAAGGUUAUUGUAUUUGGGCGGGUCAUCAAGGGAGAGGAUGUUGUUCAGGAAAUUGAAGAGGUGGAUACAGACGAAAAUUAUGAACCUAAAUCUUCUAUUGGGAUCAUCAAUGUGAGCCUGAGACAGAAAAUAUGAGGCUGCCCUGCUCAAUUAGGUGCAUUAUAGCUUACUUCCUCCUUUCUAGGUAGCUCACAUGGACUAUAGUGCUCAUUGAAACUCUCAUCUCUAGUCAUCAAUGGAGGAUUUAAACCAAGAUACUGCUCUUGGUGUUAUAUGUAAUGGCUGAUAAAGAAGAGCUUAUCAAUUCCUUUCGUGAGCAUGCUUCUGAGGCUUGAUAGACACUAAUUCUACUUUGUAUUACAGAUUGGAUGUAACUUUCACAUGAGUUAAUGAGGCUAGAGUAGGUUUCUGUGGUUUUGAGAAUGAUU
Messenger RNA from Quercus lobata, 1211 nucleotides. Its product is annotated as peptidyl-prolyl cis-trans isomerase CYP21-4-like. The transcript has 8 exons. NCBI's taxonomy places the organism in Eukaryota, Viridiplantae, Streptophyta, Magnoliopsida, Fagales, Fagaceae. Gene Ontology annotation, biological process: protein peptidyl-prolyl isomerization. Gene Ontology annotation, molecular function: peptidyl-prolyl cis-trans isomerase activity. Bases 211 to 918 code for a protein of 235 amino acids. The record is from RefSeq and is a predicted model, not a curated record.